GGGGGGAAGCAACUUUUCCGUGAAGAAACCUGACACGUUAUGUGAGGUGAUCAAGGUCAACGUCAACCCUGUAAUUCCUGUUGGCAGGAAGUGCCCUUUACAGGUGAUGAGGAUGCUGUCCCAGUUGGUCCAUGGUUGUGACAAAUGUACUACACUGGGAUGUUACAGGGGAAAGUAGGUUUGGGUUGUAGGGAAACUCUAUUCUCUCUUUGUAGCUUCCCGUAAACCUACUAUAAAAUUUGACCUUAAAAUACAAAGUGUUCUCAUCGACCCUUCACGUGGGUUCCUGUGACACUCCCUGCGCACUCCCUCCUUCUCCCCUUCCGUGUUCACAUAUCCUACUUGAAGCGAGAACAUUGUCUUGCAGGACCAAAGUUCAGUUUUCCAGGUCAGGAGGCAAGUACUGAAACAACCCUGUCCUCGAAGAUCUUUAUCAAAUUUGACUAAAGGUCCCACUCCUGUCCUUGUACACGAGGGAACAGUCACUUGGCUGAUGACUCCUGUUGCAUUCGGUUGUCAGGUCUGAAGCCUACAAGGCACUUAUUUCACAGAAUGUCCCUUAGUUAAGGUUUGUGGCCUGACGUUUCCUCACGGUUCUAGUCAAGCUACCUUUGAUAGGGAGUCAGAAAUGCCGUGCCCUUCUCCCUGCCUCCUGUCAAAGAGGCACAUGAGAUUCUGUCCCGUGACUGGUGAGGACUUCCAACCCUUGCUUACGGUGUCUGUCAGGUGUCCUCACUGUAAAGUUACUGCUUUCCCUUUGAGGUUAGUAUCUUGUAUAGAGAUUCUCAGAAAAUGUAGGUAUCUACGUUUGAUCAAGUGUUGAAGCAAAGGGGACAGCAAACACAAAGGCCCUGAGGCCAGCAGGUGCUGGAUGUGUUUGGAGGAAUGGAAAGAGGCCAGGGUGUAUCAAAGGGAACGAGGGAGGGGGGAAAACAGAAGGAAAUGGAGUUAGAGAGGUAACAGUGGGCCGAAGGGACCUUGUGGCCAAGGUAAGGAGUUUGGGUGUUACUCUAAGUGUGACAGAAAGUCAUUGGUUUGGCGUCUCACAUUCCUCUGCUCACUUUAACAGCCUUGCUGACCUCCCAGUGCCUGAAAACAGCAAUCCCUUUCCUAGCUCCGUGUCUUUGCUCACGCCACUCCCACCUCUUAGAAUAUUCUCCCCUCCCUUUGCAUUCCUGGCCCCUUGCCUUUCAGGUUUCACUCCAACAUCACCACCUCAGGCCCUUCCAGGCCACCGUUUCUAAGUUAUGUGCUGCCUGUUCACUUACUCAUCCAACAAAUAUUUCUCGAGUACCUGCUGUGUGCCAAACUCUGUUCUAGGUGCUGGGAAUACAGCAAUCAAAACAAAACACCAGACAAGCCUUGCCCUCCUGGGGUUAACAGUCUCAUCAGGAGGGAGACAGUAAAUAAGAUCAGGCAGUAAGUGCUAAGGAGAGAGUAAGGUACAAAGAAUGGUGAUGGGAAAUUCUCUGGAUAGCCUUUUUCACAAGGAAGGUAGCAUCUGAGUAAAUACCUUAAAUGAGGGAUCUCUGGGAGAGGAGAAUUUCAGGCAAGGGAAACAGCCAGCGCAAAGGCCCUGAGGUAGAAGUGUGCCUGGUGUGCGUGAGAAUGAGCCAGGGUGCUGGUGUGGCAGGGGACAGCCGAGUUGGGGAGAAGGUUGGGAGAUGAACUCAAAGGUGUGUGGGGUUGGGUGGAAGGGUAAUAAAGGACCUUGUGGACUUUCCAGUUGAGGGAGAUGGGAACCACAAUAGAGUUCUGAAGGGAGGCAGAGUUCGAUCUGACUUGGGUGUGCACAGGAUCCCUUCUGGCUGCUUGGCGUGAGGGGGAACAAACCGAGGGGGAUGGGAACCAGGGAGCAGUGAGGAGGUCUCUGCACUAGUCCAGGCCCAUCGCUGGUCAUUUGUCUUUGUUUUGAAACAAUCCUUACUUUACAGCUGAGGAAAGGGAGCCUAGGAGGGGCUGUUUCCGAUCGUGCAGUAAGUAGCAGGAAGAGGAUUUGACUCCAGCUGCCUGACUUUAGGUUCGGAGGGGCCAGAGCCAACCUGCAUAGCAUUCGCCAUCACCUCUGCACCUGCCCGGGAGAGGCGAGCUCAGCGCGCAUGCGUGUAGGCACAAUUUAAAGCGCCCGCCGAGGGUCCUUCGCUCCAGGAGGAAGAGGAGCCCUCGGCUUGGUCCCCCGACGCCGGCGUGGAGGAUGCUGGUGGGACGCAGCAGCCAGCAUCCCGCCUCAGGCUUCUCUUCAGCUGCUGACCCCCACCGCUCUCCCUUGCAGAGUCCCAACGCCGCGUCCCCCGACCCUCCGAGCGCCCCAGGCCCCGACAGGAUCCCCGAGGACACAAGCGUGUCUCCAGGACGCCAGGAGAGGCCCCCUGGGCCGUGCGCGCCACCGGGGCUGGCGGAGGCGCUGAGCGCUCUGGGGCUGGAGGGAGAGCGCGAGUACGCCGGGGACAUCUUCGCCGAAGUCAUGGUGUGCCGUUCUCUGCUUCGGAAGGCCCUGCCCCGGACCGUGACCCCAGAGAUGCGCGCGCUAGUGGUGGACUGGCUGAUCCAGGUGCACGAAUACCUGGGCCUGGCGGGGGACACGCUCUACCUGGCGGUGCACCUGCUCGAUUCCUACCUGCGCGCCGGCCGAGUGCGCCUACACCGCCUGCAGCUGCUGGGGGUGGCCUGCCUGUUCGUGGCGUGCAAAAUGGAAGAGUGCGUACUUCCCGAGUCGGCCUCCCUCUGCCUUCUGGGCGCUGGCUCCUUCUCACGGGCCGAGCUUCUGCGUGCCGAGCGGCGCAUCCUGAGCCGCUUGGAUUUCCGGUUGCACCACCCGGGCCCGCUACUUUGCCUUGGGCUACUGGCUGCGCUGGCCGGGAGCAGCCCCCAGGUGCGGGGCCGGGCGGGGCGGGGGAAGCAAGGGGGAGGGGAAGGGAGCAGGGGGGCAUGUCUCGCGGGUAGGGACGUGGCCUGUACGGGGAUAGGGACGUGGCCUGAUCUCCGCGGGGGCGGUGGUGCUUGGCAGGUGAUGCUACUUGCCACCUACUUUCUGGAACUGUCUCUGCUGGAGGCCGAGGCUGCAGGAUGGGAGCCCGGUCGGCGCGCAGCUGCGGCACUGAGCCUGGCUCACCGCUUGCUCGAAGGGGCGGGCUCCAGCCUCGAGCCCUCGCUUUACAGGUACUGCCCCAGGGGAGCGCCUCUGUGGCUACAGGCACCUACUUUCCUGAUCACUGUGUUUCCUGUCUCAGAUAUGAGAGACCAUGGCAGGGAGGCGGGGCCCAGACUUGACUUUUCUGGGUGUGAGAGAAAAUGCCCCGCAGAGCUGCGCCCGCUCGAGCCGUGCAUGGCCCGCGCCGCGCUCCGAGGCCCCGCUCCCGGCCGUGCCGCCAUCUUUCUCAAGUACGCGCGGCCCCAGCGCCAGGGCACCAGCCUCGCCGCCGCCCGCCUGCUCCGCCGCCCCCAGCCCGAGCCUCCCUGAGCUCGGGGACCCCAGCAAAAAAGACUGUCCGUGUGUAUUCGUUUUUCACGUCAAUAAAGGAGGUGUGUG
This is a messenger RNA of Mustela erminea (ermine), 3529 nucleotides long. RefSeq names its product cyclin P (gene CCNP). NCBI's taxonomy places the organism in Eukaryota, Metazoa, Chordata, Mammalia, Carnivora, Mustelidae. Gene Ontology annotation, cellular component: cytoplasm; cyclin-dependent protein kinase holoenzyme complex; centrosome. The record is from RefSeq and is a predicted model, not a curated record. Gene Ontology annotation, molecular function: cyclin-dependent protein serine/threonine kinase regulator activity. Gene Ontology annotation, biological process: mitotic cell cycle phase transition; regulation of cyclin-dependent protein serine/threonine kinase activity.